AUGGUUCCGAUGUCGGAGACUACCGGUGUUUCACUCGUGAUCCACUCACUGGCACCGAUUGGUUUGACAGUCGAAGAUAUCAACUCACUAUGCACGCCUUCGCUGUUUUUUUACUCUUCUACAGACAAGUACCGAGUUAUCGGUUCUCCAGGUAUCCCGGGCAAAUUUAACUUGGUCAUUCGCGCGUUCGAUGGUUCCGAUGUCGGAGACUACCGGUGUUUCACUCGUGAUCCACUCACUGGCACCGAUUGGUUUGACAGUCGAAGAUAUCAACUCACUAUGCACGAAUCCUCCUUUACGGCAAAGAGUCUCCUGUCGGCCGAUUUCCCUCAACCAGUUCUCUCAUCCGGUGCGUACACUCCCAACAUUGUGGUCAAGCAGGGGCAACUGGUCUCCUUGCUGUGCAUUCCUCCAGUUCCGUUUGCAACCAACGCUUUCUGGAUUGGUCGACGCCCGCCGACACGUGCAAGUGGUGGUCGGAUCCAAUUGGAUCGCCUAUUCGGUGAGCGUAAUUGGCUUCUGUACUGUAUCCCGAUCUUUCCGGUUCAUACUUCAGUUAUCGAAAUUUAA
Molecule: messenger RNA, 570 nt
Organism: Opisthorchis viverrini
Lineage: Eukaryota; Metazoa; Platyhelminthes; Trematoda; Opisthorchiida; Opisthorchiidae
Exons: 3
Coding region: 1-570 (189 amino acids)
Source: RefSeq, a predicted model, not a curated record